GAGCUGUCUGCGGGAGGAUGGAGGAGUGGGGCAUUGUCGUUGAGGGCGACUGGGCCCCGGAGCAGAACAGAACCGCGAAGAACAAACUGCUAAAACAUUUCCUGAGCGAAAAGAAGUCCGGCGGAGGAGAGUGCCGCGUGGAGACCGUGGACGGGGUCGCGAGGGCUGCUGUCCUCUUCAAGUCACGACAAGUGAGAGACCGAGUUCUAUCCAAACCCAUCCAUGAAAUCACAGUGGACGACAGGAGUGUUAAACUGCGGCUCAGUGAGGACUCUCCGGUUUGA
Messenger RNA from Periophthalmus magnuspinnatus, 284 nucleotides. RefSeq names its product protein mono-ADP-ribosyltransferase PARP14-like. Lineage: Eukaryota; Metazoa; Chordata; Actinopteri; Gobiiformes; Gobiidae. The coding region runs from base 18 to 284 and encodes 88 amino acids. The transcript is spliced from 3 exons. The record is from RefSeq and is a predicted model, not a curated record.